Camellia sinensis is the source of this 1401-nucleotide messenger RNA. The record is from RefSeq and is a predicted model, not a curated record. NCBI's taxonomy places the organism in Eukaryota, Viridiplantae, Streptophyta, Magnoliopsida, Ericales, Theaceae.
AUGGACAAGAGUUGGAUUGCAUUAGGUAGCACAGUUGAUGGAAGGAUAAGUCGAGCAUAUAAUGAUGGGAUAAUAUCAUUUCUUCGUUUUGCAAUGGCGGUUAUCGAUCAGGAUGGUAAAAUUUUGUGCCCUUAUCGAAAGUGUGUGAAUGUUCAUGUGCAUGGGGAAUGUCGUGAAUCAAAUGAGGCUUAUCAUCAUAAUAUACCCGUUGAGGGCAAUGAGGUUUUGGGAGGUAUUGAUGCCUUAGUGGAAGAUCGAAUAAGAGGGGAAUCAACUAAUAAAACCCAAGAGGAGGAGGUUCGCACUUUUGAUAAAUUAUUGAAUGAUGCCAAACGUGAAGUGUACCCAGGUUGCACAAAUUACACUUUGUUAAAAUUUGUCAUCGAGAUACUUAACAUGAAGGUAACAAACCAUUGGAGUAAUAAGUCAGUUGACAUGAUGCUAGAGUUUUUAGCAAAACUUUUACUGAAGGAUAAUUUGGUUCCAAAGUCAACUUAUGAAGCUAAAAAAAUACUACGUGAAUUGGGUUUGUCAUACGAGCCCAUUGAUGCUUGUGUAAACGAUUGUGUGCUUUUUUGGAAGGGGAAUGCAACACUAGAUAAAUGUCCAAAUUGUAAGGCUUCUAGAUACAAGACAAAUCAUGAUAAAGGUAAGAAGAUCUCUCAUAAGGUUCUUCGAUACUUCCAGUUAACACCGAGAUCGAAAAGGUUGUACAUGUCGAGGAAGAGAGCCGAGGAUAUGAAAUGGUUCGAGGAAAAACGUUUAGAUGACGGUGUAUUGAGGCAUCCUGCAGAUAGUGAUGCGUGGAAGGAAUUCGAUACACAAUAUCCUGAAUUUUCCUUGGAGCCUCGGAAUGUGAGGCUAGGGUUGCCUACUGAUGGUUUCAACCCUUUCGGAAAUAUGAAUAACUCAUAUAGUUUGUGGCCUGUCGUACUCAUUUCGUACAACUUGCCAACGUGGUUGGCUAUGAAGGACCCAUUUUUCAUGCUGUCAUUACUUAUUCCUGGUGAAUCACAACCAGGAAUUGAUAUUGAUGUCUACAAGAGACCUUUAGUGGAAGAAUUGAAUGAAUUAUGGAAAAAUGGUACAUUAACCUUUGAUGCCUCGACUGGUGAGACUUUCUGCAUGCGUGCAGCUUUGCUGUGGAUGAUACAUGAUUGGCCCACAUUUGGUGACAUUUCUGGAUGGAGAACAAAGGGUCAUUACUCUUGUUACACUUGCAAUGAUGAACCAUAUUUUGUAUCUUUAAGAAGUAAGACAGCGUACAGUAACCAUCGAUGCUACUUGCCUGAUGACCACCCAAAAAGGCGAAAGAGUAGAGCAUAUAAUGGCAAGCAUGAAAAAUGGAAGAGAUCUUUGGUGAUACCGAUAGAAAAGAUUGAAGAACAAUUGGGCACGUGA